This is a messenger RNA of Micropterus salmoides (largemouth bass), 3173 nucleotides long. Its product is annotated as metalloreductase STEAP3-like. Gene Ontology annotation, biological process: copper ion import. The transcript is spliced from 6 exons. NCBI's taxonomy places the organism in Eukaryota, Metazoa, Chordata, Actinopteri, Centrarchiformes, Centrarchidae. The coding region runs from base 147 to 1610 and encodes 487 amino acids. The record is from RefSeq and is a predicted model, not a curated record. Gene Ontology annotation, molecular function: ferric-chelate reductase (NADPH) activity; cupric reductase (NADH) activity. Gene Ontology annotation, cellular component: endosome; plasma membrane.
UACUUCCAACAGAAGCUAAAUGAUGUAAUAUAAGCUAUUAUUUUAUCUAAAAUGUACGUGAAUGUUUGCCUGUGUGGUAAGAAGAGUGACUUUAUUCGGAGGUAAAGUUUCCACGAGUUCAGACAAGGACAACAAGCAAGUGCAAUAUGCCUGAUGAGAUGGCCAGGCCUUUAAUCCGAGGCAGAGGUGAAGGAGGAGGCUCCAGACAUCUUGAAGCCUCCAUGUCUGAAUCUGGCGAUCCAGUUGUUGGCAUUCUGGGUACGGGCGACUUCUCCCGCUCGCUGGCGAGAAGGCUGGUGGCCUCCGGCUACCAAGUGGUGGUGGGCAGUCGCACCCCCAAACGCUCUGUGGCUCUGUUCCCUGAGGAGGCCGAGGUGACAUCCCAGAUGGAGGCAGCCAGCCAGGCAGACCUGGUGUUUGUCGCUGUGUACCCUGAGCAUCACUCCACUCUGGUGGACCUGAAGCCGACACUAGCUGGAAAGACACUGGUGGAUGUUAGCAAUGGUUUGAGAAUCAACCAAGAGGGGCCGUCGAAUGCCGAACAUCUGGCCGACCUGUUUCCAGAGAGUUCUGUAGUUAAAGGGUUUAACACCAUAUCAGCCUGGGUGCUGCAGACGGGACCUCGGGAUGGAAGCAGGCAGGUUUUCCUCUGCAGUGAUAGCAGCAAGGCCAAGAGAUCGGUGAUGCAGCUCUGUCGCAGAAUGGGCUUUGUCCCUGUUGAUAUGGGCCUCCUCUCCUCUUCUCUGGAGGUUGAAAACCUCCCCCUCUAUCUAUUUCCCUCCUGGCGCAUCCCAGUCCUCUGCACCCUGUCCCUGUUCAUCUUCUUCUACCUGUACAACUUCAUCCGUGACGUCCUGCAGCCCUACAUCACAGAAGGGAAGAGUGUUUUCUACAAAAUGCCUAUUGAGACUGUUAAUGUGACACUUCCCUCGGUGGCCUUGGUGAUGUUUUCCCUGGUCUACCUGCCUGGUUUGUGCGCCGCUUUCCUCCAGCUGUCGCGGGGCACCAAGUACAACCGCUUCCCUAAAUGGCUGGACCGGUGGCUCAUCACGAGGAAGCAGUUUGGACUCUGCAGCUUCCUGUGUGCGGUUCUACACGCCAUCUAUAGUCUGUGUCUUCCCAUGAGGAAGUCUGCCCGCUACAAACUGCUCAACAUGGCACAACAGAUGAAAGGGGACUCGUGGGACGACGGGGAGGUGUGGAGGAUGGAGCUGUACCUCUCGGUGGGCAUCAUGGCCCUUGGGCUGCUCUCGCUGCUGGCUGUCACCUCGCUGCCCUCAGUGGCCAACACUGUCAACUGGAGGGAGUUCAGCUUCAUACAGUCCACGAUAGGUUACUGCGCCUUGUCCAUGGCCACCCUCCACACAAUGCUCUAUGGCUGGGACCGUGCCUUUGACCCGGCCCAGUACCGCUUCCACCUCCCCCCGACCUUCCUGCUGGUCCUGAUUCUUCCACUUGUGGUUCUGCUCGGCCGCCUGGCUCUCUUUGUGCCCUGCGUGGCCCGGCGGCUCGGACAGAUCCGACGCGGCUGGGAGAAGAGCCGGCACAUCCGCUUCACCCUGCCGGACGAUGACUGCCGCAACGGGAUGGAGGAUGUCAGUCAUGUGUGACUGUACAGACAUGCAUAUGAAGAUCCAGACAAAAGGUAUAAAAGUAGAGCUCCUUAUGCGUGCACUCAUUAAUAAAAACACCGCUCACACAGAAGAUAAAUGAUUUAUACACCCUUGGAAUGUAUUGAAGGCUUCUCUCUAAAGCCCAUUGAGAGAUUUCAGAGAUGUUUCUUUUCAAUAAAUUAGCUGGUUGUUCUUUAGAGAUAUUUGACCAGUAGAGCCGUCAAUCUUAUUGCACUUCUUAUUGUCAAUAAUGAGUGUUUAUUUGGUCCUUUUUUAUGCUUUUUAUUUUAAUUUAUUGUUGAGAUUUUAACUCUAUUUGAAGCUUCAACCCAGAACUGAAGAAAAGCAAUAUUAGCGUCUUGUUUAAUUUAUGCAGUCACUGUUACAAUUCUACUGAACUUGCUUUAACUGAAGCACUACAACUGAAUUUUGUUGUAGUCCAUUGAGUCUUUUUAACAAGAUUUCUUCACUGAUCAACAGAAAAUGCUUGGCCUUCUGCUUGGCAUAUGCAUUCCUGUCAGCUGAAGGUUUUUUUUUUUUCUGUGUGCACUUCAAGACUGCUGCGCAGAUUUUUGUCAGCCAGCCUUCAACAUAGCCCAUCAUCCUGUAUUGUCAUGUGUUAAAUUGAACCAAACAUGGUUUCACGUUUUAUGAUAUUUUUCAUUGGCGUAAGUGUUUUAUUUUCUUUUGACAUUUUCUUUUCCAAAUACUUUCGAUGUGCUGUCAUUCAUCAAACUAUUAUUGACUGUAUGAAAAUGAUUGGGGUGGGGGAAAAACGAACUCCCCCUAAUAUCUCAAAAUGUACAAACCAUUCUUGAACUGGUUCAAGUCCUGAAACUGUUAACAACUAAAAGAGGCUAUUAUACAGAUUAGAAGUGAAAUUGGCAAUUACCAUGUGUAUGCAGUGAUCUCCUUUAUAUUGUAGAAAAGAAAGCUUUAAUGAGGCGCUCUAUGCUAGAGGUAACGUUAAAUCUAGCUCCAAGCCUAUUCUGUUUCUCAAAUCCCUGGUACAGAAAUAUGAUUGCUUUUGACUGAAAAUGGCAAAAUGCCAAAAUCCUUUAAAAGACGCAGCACAAAAUAAAGCCAAGUAUUUUCAUUUCAGACUACACCUCCUCCUUAAUAAUCUUUGUACAGUCCCUUACUCAGGUGUUUAUGAAAACUUAAAGGCUAAAGCAUUGCUACUGUAGCAGCUGUCACACUCGACUGCUAUGUUUUGGCUUGCAUUGUUUUCUUGGUGUGUUUGCUUUAUGUUUUUGUUUUUGUUUUUAUGUACUGAACUCACCUGCUGAUAAUCACCCAUCAGUACAUAUUUGACUUAAAAAAAAAUCAAUAAGCUGUUACAGAACUUUUUCAUUGUGAUCAAACCAGUUGUUGAUUUCAGCUAUUUUUGUUUUGUUAUUACAUUAGUUUGUAUUUUCUCAGUUGUUGAAAGAUGUUUUCUGACUCUAAAUUAAAAUGUCAUAGUAGUGUUCUGACAUUCAAGAUGUGUCUCUUACCACAAAGGCAUGAAUGUAAAGAUCUCAAACAGAAACAGAAUAAAGCAUUUUUUCUAGAUCAUGA